AUGUCAUUUGUACCCGUAAUAUCCCUUUCUCCUGCUCGAGCGUCUCAGGAAAUAUCGGACGAGAUGCGCGCAGCCUGUCUAAGGAAUGGUUUCUUCCAAAUAACCGAAUUCAAUCACAUAUUAUCCUCAGAGCUCUUGUCUCGCACACUUUCGGCCUCUAAAGCGUUCUUUGACUUGCCUCUCGACGUCAAAUCCGCGCUGUUCAAGGAGAAUCAUAUAUGCGGCGGAUAUGAACCUUACAAAGCCAUGAAUCUCGACCCGGGAGACAAAUCUGGCUACGGUCACAACGAAGGCUACUCUGUUGCCAGCUCUGGCUAUCCAACAGCCUGGCCGGCCGAACAAAUACUCCCCGGCUUUCGGGCAACAAUGGAAGAGUACUUCACCGCAGUUAAUCGCCUAGCGGGUGUCGUAUCUGGCUACUUGGCUCUGGGGCUCGACCUCUCUCCUGACUUUUUUGGCGACUUCUUUCAUGGCCAGCUCGCGCAUAUCAAGCUGGCGCACUACUACCGUCCAGAGCAUUCUCAAGGAGACGAAGGAUCCGUUGGUGUUGCUCCUCACACGGAUUGGGGAGCCAUUACAAUCCUCCUCCAAGACUCUGUCGGCGGUCUAGAAGUAUUUGACCAGGAUAGUCUCCGGUGGAUAAAGGUCUCAGCGCGUCCGAAUACACUCGUCGUCAACCUGGGAGACUUACUAGCACGAUGGACGAAUGACCGGUAUAAGUCGACGCGGCAUCGCGUUACAUCUCCUCCUCAAGGCAUACAUCGAUACUCAAUCCCCUUCUUUUCUCAAGGACAUCCGGAUUAUGUCGUUCAAGUGAUCAAUUCUUGUAUCAGGCCAGGCGAGGUCGCGAAAUACAACCCUAUCCGGGCCGAAGAGUACUUUAAACUCAAAUUCGAAAGCACUUACAGUAUACCAGCCCUAAUAGCCCGUGACCCAUAG
This is a messenger RNA of Serendipita indica DSM 11827, 939 nucleotides long. NCBI's taxonomy places the organism in Eukaryota, Fungi, Basidiomycota, Agaricomycetes, Sebacinales, Serendipitaceae. The record is from the annotation of a GenBank genome assembly.